AUGUCGUUCCUCGGCGUUUCGUCGCGGCUUGCAAAGCCUAUAAUACAAUCCCCAUAUGACAACACGCAAGGUGAUGAGGGGAAAAUCGAGUUGAAGACAAAAUCUGAACACCAAGACGGUGUUUAUGCUCUUUAUUGUGCAACGGGGGGUUUUUGUACCGGUAAAGUUCCUGACUCUGCACUAGUGCUGCUAUUCAGCAGUCGGCUGGUUGUUGAAAAGGGCACGCGCAGCGAUGGGCGGAUGAGAGUGACAUCCGGAGAGCUGUCAUUCCUACAAGGCAUCGAAGUACAUAUACAUGGUACAUUCGUGAAUCCAACGCCACCGCCAGGGUUUUCCCAUACGAAAAUGAGCGAGGCACGAAAUUUCCAUGUGGUUGUUUUAUGCAAAGAUGGCGAUGAGACUUGA
This is a messenger RNA of Histoplasma mississippiense, 405 nucleotides long. RefSeq lists its product with no specific name. The transcript has 6 exons. Lineage: Eukaryota; Fungi; Ascomycota; Eurotiomycetes; Onygenales; Ajellomycetaceae. The record is from RefSeq and is a predicted model, not a curated record. The coding region runs from base 1 to 405 and encodes 134 amino acids.